Messenger RNA from Nothoprocta perdicaria, 1645 nucleotides. RefSeq names its product target of EGR1, exonuclease (gene TOE1). The annotation marks the transcript as partial. Gene Ontology annotation, biological process: snRNA 3'-end processing. Lineage: Eukaryota; Metazoa; Chordata; Aves; Tinamiformes; Tinamidae. Gene Ontology annotation, molecular function: snRNA binding; metal ion binding; 3'-5'-RNA exonuclease activity. The record is from RefSeq and is a predicted model, not a curated record. The transcript is spliced from 5 exons. Gene Ontology annotation, cellular component: Cajal body; cytoplasm.
UGCCUCGAGGAGCGGUACCGCGCCGUGUGCGGCGCCGCGCGCUCGCGCUCCGUGCUCUCGCUCGGCCUCGCCUGCUUCCAGCGGCUCCCGCUCCAGCCCGGCGCCGCCCGCUACCGCGCGCAGAUCUACAACCUGACGCUGCUCUGCACCGAGGACUACGUGGUGGAGCCGCAGUCCGUGCGCUUCCUGGUGCAGCACGGCUUUGACUUCAACAAGCAGUACUCGCAGGGCAUCCCCUACCACAAGGGCAACGACAAGGGGAAUGAGGACCAGAGCCAAAGCGUUCGGACCUUCUUCCUGGAACUCAUACGAGCAAAGAAGCCCCUCGUCCUCCAUAACGGCCUGAUUGACCUGGUGUUCCUGUACCAGUGCUUUUAUGCUCACCUUCCCGAGAGCCUUGGCACUUUCACUGCUGACCUCUCAGAAAUGUUUCCAGCAGGAAUAUAUGACACCAAGUAUGCCUGCGAGUUUGAGACCCGCUUUGUAGCCUCCUACCUGGAGUAUGCUUACAAGAAGUGCAAGCGGGAGAACUGCAAGCUGAAGGAUGCCGGCAGCCAGCACCUUUCCAUCGAGUUCUGCAGCUACCCGGCCAGCAUGUCCCACUACAUCGACUACCGCGCUCUGGAAGAGGCCAAGCAGGACGUGGCAGAGGCAAAUAAGGUGCCUGUCUGCGAGAAAUUUUCGGCAUAUGGAUGGUGCCCAAAUGGGGUGAAGUGUCCCCAGUCCCAUAAUAUUGACCUCAUAAUUGAUGAGGAUGACAAGCUUUGGGAGAAGCGGAAGAAACGGAAGCACAAAUGGAAGCGUCGGAAGAACGCAGAAGGGUCUGCAAAGGAGUUUGAGCAGGAAAGCUCGGGGCAGGAAUUGGAGCUAGCUCGGAAUGGGGAGGAGGGGCCGCCCCGCAAGCAGAGCUGUCCCUGUGAGCCAGCAGCUGCCAUGGAGCUGGCAGGGAGCACGGGCAGCCCUGAGGACGGGCACCUGGAGGAGACAGACAUGGAACCAGAGGUUAGCUCAGACACCCGGGCACACGCCAAGAGGGAGGGGGAUUCGGGGAGCACUGAAGCAACUGCAGCCCCCUUGGAAGCCUCGGACACCUGGGCACACGCCAAGAGGGAGGAGGAUUCAGGGAGCACCGAAACUGCUGCUGCCCCCUUGGAAGCCUCCGUGAGCCCCUCUGCCGAGGGCAACGGCUUUCACAGCGGCCACGUGGAAGGGAAGGCCGAGGGCCCUGGCAGCUCAGAGACCCAAACAGCCUCUGCUGCAGGAAAGCCCAGGGAGUCCUCGCAGGGGGGAACCCACCGCGCCGGCUUCGACGCCUUCAUGACGGGCUAUAUCAUGGCCUACGUGCAGAUGCUCAAGAAAGGAACAAGCACGGACGCUGAUGCAGGGCCCUGGCUGCCCGAGUGUCACAACAAACUGUACCUCAGUGGGAAAUCGGUGCCGCUGCAGAUAGUGAAGAGCUCCUUUUCCAAGUCUUCCAAAGCUCACAACCAGAAGAUGAAGUUGGCCUGGGCCAGUGACUAGGGCUAGAAGACUUGCAGAGCUCUCUUGUUCCCCUCUUCCUCUUCUUUUCUUCCCUAAAGUGUUGAAGGUUUUGACUUCAUCCCAUCAUGAACUGGCCCGGGGGAAGCAAAUUUCUUAUUCCUGC